UGGAGAGCAACCCUACUCAGGUGAACUAUCCAUAGACAACCAUGCACUAAAGAUAACAGGCCUAUAGCUGGGCAGUGAAUGGAAUCCUAACAUUCUCGUACUUCUGAAAACAAUCGCUGUAAUAUUGGAAACUCCUACAUGAUGGUGUAAAGGGAAUUCUAAUUGCCCAUUUUGUAAGGUGUAUCGCUGUAAUUAGAAUCUCAACUACAAACUGUGCGAUAUUCUGCGGGGUAUAGACAGAGCUCAAAAUUGACAAAUCAUUAUUAAAAUGUUUUGAAUGUACUGGAGAAAAAAUCACAAGAUUUAUUGAAGUGUUUUAUUGUAUUCGCUUGUGUUUGUGAGUUAUUUACUUUGAACAAAAUAAAUUAUGGUUGGAACUGAUUUCAAUUUCAAUGGUACUACGUUUCGAAUUGUUUGAGAUUGGAAUCUGACCUCCGAAAGCUGAAAGAGACAUUGCUGCAUAUGCACAGGUGUUCAACUUACCAAAGACCACGCGAAGGAGGGGGUGCAAGAUGUACACCAACUAUGUCAGCGAUCAUAACAAACAGAAAGAACGGUGUCAUGAUGAUAGGCAAUGUGAAAGAGACGGACAAGGCUCUAAAUGCUCACGUAAUGAAUGUCCGUUCGCGGAACAACAUGCACCGAACAAGAAGGAGGGCAGUCGUUGUCCUAUCAUGUUAAUGAUGUCAGAAAGAAUAGAGACAACACCAAAACAAUUGACUUCAAUUGGAACGGCAAGUGAAAAAAACUCCGCUGACACACCGGAGGGAUCAAAUUUAAUUUUGUCAACAAACAAUUCAAACCCGGAUGUCUCAAAUGCAACAAUUUCAGAUGUUACACCGAAUAAACUCAAAACAAAUACCUCACGAAAACAAUCAAACUCACUUGACACUGCCACAAUGGCGGCAACACAAACAAAAAGUGCCACAGACGAUCCGUCCACUGGAUGUAGCAAAUGCGAGUGUUGUGAGCGAAAGAGUCGUUCCCCGGUCCGAUCAGUCAGUGGUCAACACAUUAGCCACGAAGCCGGUAACACCUCCACUUCCAGAAGGAAAACCAGUAGUAUCUCUAUGGUAUCUUCCUCCACCGGUUCCGAUGAGGUUGAGGGGGAGAGGAAGAUCGACCUCCGUGGCCUUAUCGAGAGUAUCGGCACACUUCUCAUCCCCGUGACUGGUUUCAUGUACAAGGCGCUUUACAAUAUCCUGAUGUAUGCAGAUCCGUCCAAUUUCCAGCAGUUCCUCCUGCGCUGCACGUCAGCGACAGAGUUUGAAGACCGGAUCGACCAUCCAGACCGGAAGUACCAGCCCCUUGAUGAGGUUAUUAUGCUCGACCUCAUACAUCACGCCGCUACAAUACUCGACGAAUCACAAUACGUUUUUCAACGUCGCCUUGGGGACGAGUAUUUCCGGUUGUGCCUUGAGGAGUAUGGUAGUUGUAUCCGGAUGAUGGGUAGCAACAUGACCGAGUUCCUCAGUAACCUUGACGGUCUCCAGACUUAUAUAUCAUCGUCCGAAAGGUUCCAGUCACAAGUGCCCCCUUCGUCGAGGUGUGAAACUCAACAAAACAAACUUAUUCUGCACUUCUAUACAGCUAGAAGAAACAUCAUUGAGUACUAUGCAGGAAUUGUGUUAGGUAUUUCCAGACACUUGUUCACAAAGCAGGCAACGAUAUCAGUAUCUUGUAGCAACACCCCAGGGUCCUUGCAUCACACCUUCACCGUAUAUGCAGCAGUGGAUGAUUGCGCUAACACGAGUUGUAAAAUCUGUUCACCGGAGGUACAAAUCAAUAGCAAGCCGUCCGAAAGUAAAAUUGGCACCGUGACAUUUAGCAAAACCUUCCCUUUUCACUUUGUCGUAAACAAAAACCUUGAUAUUAUCCAAAUUGGUGAAGCAAUGGCAAAGCACGUGAAGCUGUCAAAUGACUCUGAAAGCAGGGAACUGACAAAGCACUUCGAAGUGACUCGGCCCAAGAUCGAGCCCUUUACCUACUCAGCAUUACUCUCACAUGUGAAUUUCAUGUUUAACCUAAGAACAAAGCACUGUGAUCGGAAUGGCAUUCCGCAGACGAUGGAUUUUAAGGGACAAAUGAUCCACCUACCAGAAAUAGACGGAAUUUUGUUUCUUGGUACACCAAGCGUAGAAAAGCUGGAUGAAUUGAUAGAAAAGGGCCUUUAUAUUUCUGACCUGCCAAUUCAUGAUGCGACGCGUGACGUCAUCUUGGUUGGAGAGCAGACGAAAGCACAAGAUGGUUUGCGAAGGCGAAUGGAAGAGAUCAAGCAAAACAUCAUCGAGGCGACCAAGGCUGUGGAAGAGGAAAAGAGGAAAAACGUGGAACUACUGCAAAUGGUCUUCCCCUCCAAAGUAGCGCAGAAACUAUGGAGAAACGAAAAGGUGGAACCGCAAUGUAUUGAUGACGUAACAAUGUUGUUUUCUGACAUUGUUGGUUUUACCUCAAUUUGCUCCUCGUGCACACCUCUUGACGUCAUCAACAUGUUAAACUCGUUGUACACUAACUUUGACAAUUGCUGUGGGGAACUGGAAGUCUACAAGGUGGAGACUAUCGGGGAUGCGUAUUGCGUAGCGGGCGGCCUUCAUCGUCCUUCCCGCUACCACGCCAACCAGAUCGCCUGGAUGGCUCUCAAGAUGAUGGGUUUUGCCUCGAUGCAGAAGUCACAUGACGGGAAAGUCAUACAGAUGCGGAUAGGUAUCCAUACAGGGACGAUUUUGGCUGGCGUGGUUGGGGUGACAAUGCCCCGAUAUUGCCUCUUUGGUAAUCACGUGACCGUUGCAAACAAACUUGAGUCCGGGAGCGAGCCAACCAAGAUUAACAUCAGUCCGACAUCGUACAAGCUGCUUCUAGACGGUUUCCGGACGACACUUAGAUCACGUGACCACCUUCCCCAGGGGUUUCCGGCCGAUAUAGAUGGCACAUGUCGCUUCCUUGAUUCCUACACGUUCCCCCUGGCAAACAAGGAUUUGGAAAUGUCUCAGUUCGAACACAUUGAUGCAGCGGUGGAACAUUAUAAAAUAAAUGAAAGCGGUCCCAGUUCGAACACAUUGAUGCAGCCGUGGAACAUUACAAAAUAAAUGAAAGCGGUCCCAGUUCGAACACAUUGAUGGAGCCGUGGAACAUUACAAAAUAAAUGAAAGCGGUCCCAGUUCGUACACAUUGAUGCAGCCGUGGAACAUUACAAAAUAAAUAAAAGCGACCAUUUAAAGCAUUAAGAACAAAACACCGUAAGCUUGAUGAAAGAUGUUGCUCAUAUGCACAUAUUGAAUGCUUGAACUUGCGACUGACAACAGAUACACAAUGAAACAUUCUGAUCAAUACGAGUAUCACAUUUUCUGUGAUUUAUUCAAACUCGACGCAUGUCUGGCCUGUACUUGUCCAAAUCUAGGAUAUGUGUGACGUAUUGAGUAUCAGGUGGCUCAAAAGUGUAGUAUCAACAGCAGAAAAAGCAAAAUGUAUCUACAGAGGUAAAUGUAUAGCUACAACUGUAUUUUAUAGAUAUGGCUACAGCUGUAUUUUAUAGCUGCAUCUGUAUUUUAUACCUACAGUUGUAUUUUGUAGCUACAGCUGAAUUUUUAGCUACACAUGUAUUUUAUAGUUGUUACAGCUGUAGUUUAUGGCUACAGCUGUCUUUUAGAGCUACAAUUGUAUUUUAAAGUACAUCAACAUCUGUAUAUUUAUAGCUGUCGCUGUAAUUUACAGCUGUACCUAUCAAAACAAUAACAUUCAACUCCAGUAAUACAUUACAGCAGUAGCAAUAUUUAAAUAUUAUAACUAUAAAAUACAACAGUAUUUUGUAAAUUAAUGUAUACAGCUAUAGCUGUAUUUUGGGCGCCAAAAGUAUAGCUACUGCAGUAUUUCAUUAUAACAGCUGUAAAUUACAAAUCUGGCUAUAAAGAUACGGAUGUAGCUAUACUGAUGUCACAUUGUUUUAAAGCCGUUUGGUUAGCCAUAGAUAUAUGUAUAUUUUCUUCUUUCUGUGAUGGACUGUUUAAUCCUUUCUCAGGUUCGUCGACAACAAAGUUGUUUAGUUACCAAUGAAGUGAAUUAGUUUUUAAAUAUUGUGUGUAAAAAAAUUAAAAAUAUAUAUAUUCCGUUUGUUAAAAAUUCUGAUUUAUUGUUCCUUUGAGCAAUAUUCUGAAAUACAUAAGUAUUUUGAAAAGGUCAUUAAUUAUGCACAACAAGUCAACCGUUAAGAACAAUUCAUUUUUAGACAUUGACCAGUUUGUAUCAACAUAAUA
Molecule: messenger RNA, 4250 nt
Organism: Mya arenaria
Lineage: Eukaryota; Metazoa; Mollusca; Bivalvia; Myida; Myidae
Product: guanylate cyclase soluble subunit alpha-2-like
Exons: 11
Coding region: 513-3086 (857 amino acids)
Biological process (GO): cGMP biosynthetic process; response to oxygen levels
Cellular component (GO): guanylate cyclase complex, soluble
Molecular function (GO): guanylate cyclase activity; heme binding
Source: RefSeq, a predicted model, not a curated record